CCUGUAGUGGUUGCUAGGAAACAGUCAACAGAAACAAGCCAGAGCAGUGGACAUCAGCGGAAUUCUGAAAUCUCCGAAAUUCUGCAAACAUGCCUAAAAAAGCAGGGAAGAAGGCCGGUGGAAAACUGGCCGGGUUGACGGAGGAGGAGAGACUCCUGUACAUGCAGCAAAAGGCUCAAGCGGAGGAGGAAAUCGCCAAGAGAAAAGAGGACAUGCUCACACACUUCCUCAAGGAUAAACUGCAGAAAGAAGAGAAGAACACUGUACUGAACCUCCACAAGCUGCGUCAGCAAUGGCGAGCUGUUUUGACGCAGACAAAGAUAGCAGAGCUGCGCAAUGACAUGUCAGUCCUCUCGCAGACCUUCGAGAGAGUCCUGGACUACAAAGACAACAUCAUUAGGAGUUUGCAGGUUGAUUUGUCAGAGAGGGAGCUUCAGUCGGAGCUGAAGCGCAGUUCACAUCUGCACAACGUGGACUGUCUGUUAGAGAUUCAUAAGAGUCGACUGGCACAACUAGAGUUCAACUUCAAGAGCAGUCUAGUGGAACUUAGCUCAGAGUAUAAUACUGAGAGGGAGCAGAUUCUCUCCCAGCACCAGCAGGAAUGUGUGGAUUUGGACAAUGUGAUGUUUUCCAUGGAAAAGCACUACAGUGAUCUCGAUGGAGAGGCGAAACGUGAUUAUCAGAGCACUCGCAAUCAAAUAAAAAAACGGAACUUUGAUGAUAAGCAAGCGGUGAAAGAGCAGAUGGAUGGAGUUGUGGAGAAACUGUGGCAGGACCAGCAGCAGGUUUUAAACCACUACAACGAGUCCACCAGAGACAAAAUCAUCACGACCGAUGAUCUGAUGAACAAGGAUGUGCAAAGUGCCAAAGAAAUCGACUCGCUUAAAAAACACAUUCAGAAGCUGCAGGAUUCCAUCUCUACUUUCCGUGGUCAGCUGAGCUCUGGUCAGACUGAUAAAACAGCGGAGCAGCUUCGUUCUGAACGUGAUGAACUCGCACAGGAAGUUCAACACUUCAGAGUCCAGCUCAAUGCGGCGCAGGCCAUCCGGAAAAAACACAUUACUAAACUGACUGUUCAAAGCAACGACGCUACCAAAAAACUGCAGGAGAUCGUAGCAAGGGGGGAAAGGCUGCUGCGUCAGUGCGAGAUGUGCUGUAAACUGGAGACGGAGCACGAGAAGGUUUUGCCCUUCUACAAGUCAUCACUGAGCGAAGAAGAGCAAAAACAGGAGAAAGCCAAAGCCAUGGAGUCUUCAAAUGAGAAACUCACACAGCUAAUGCAUGACUAUUCGCCUCUUGCGAAGUUCUGGCAACGCUACAACAAAGUUGAGCUGGACUGUUUGUGUGUGAAGCGAGAGAAGCUGCUUCUGCUCCAGGAGAAUGAGCGUCUGAGGCUCUUUCUGAAGCAGUACCUGGAUGAAGUCUCGGUUUCUGAUGAGAGUUUUCGGCAGCAGAAGCUUCUGGUGGUGUCGAGUCCUGCUCUUCAGGAUACUGCUGCCACUGACAGACAUCAGCAGAAAAGACACGUUGUGCAAGAAGCAGCCUGUAUUGUGCAGAAACAGCUUUAGAGAAUAAAUGUAGAAAAACAAUGCAGAAUUGUGCUUCUAGCAGCAGUUAAAAUGUUAUAGAAUUCAGGUUUGCUAAUUUGUUAAAGUGAUAGUUCACCUAAAAAUGAAAAUUCUGCCAUCAAUUACUCACCUUUACUUGUUCCAAAUGUGUUUGUUUUUGUAUUGUUGAACACAAAAGAAGAUAUUUUGAAGAAUGUUGUAAACCUGUAACCAUUGACUGGUAUUUGUUUUUCUUAAUAUGGAUGCCAGUGGUUAUACAGUAGGUUUCCAACACUCUUCAGUAUGAACAAAAACAAAACUCAAAUUGGUUUGGAACAGGUCAAGGGUGAGUAAUGCAGAAAUGCUAUUUUUAAGUGAACUUAACUAUAUAUUUUAUUGUAAAUGUAAGAUUUUUACAAAUUUUACCCACAUUUAAGUUUAUUGACCUCAAGAAGGCGCCAAAUCAUUAAAGAUUAACGACUCGGCAAAAAUCCGAUGUCCGUCCGCACUCCCGCUUUUUUGACGGUUUGAAACGUUUGCUUACGUUUUUAAUCGUUGCUAGCAUUUUUAGCACAAAUUUUAGUUGUUUUAACAUGUUUUAUGCUUCUAUCAUAAAUUAUGACGUUUAAAAAUGUUAGCAAUAUUCCUACAGAUUAAAAAAAUGUUUUAUGAAGGGGAGCAAAAUAAUGUCUUGAAAAACAGUUCCUUAAUAAAACAUAAAUCGCAA
Messenger RNA from Danio rerio (zebrafish), 2274 nucleotides. The record is from RefSeq and is a predicted model, not a curated record. NCBI's taxonomy places the organism in Eukaryota, Metazoa, Chordata, Actinopteri, Cypriniformes, Danionidae.